AUCCUGGCUGGGCUGCGUGGCCCAGCCCUGGCUGAAGCAGACGGGGAGUUUUUCUGCGGGGGCUGGGCCCCCCCUGCCCUGCCCUGCCCUGCAGCGCGGAUUGGAUCUGGACAGCCCCAGCCCUUUCCUGGGCGGCCACGGGACUGCAAGUACAAGAGGUAGCCGCCCCGCCGGCGCAGGAGUGUCCCUCGCAGCAUGGAGCCCUGCUGUCUGCUCGGCCUCCUCUGGCUACUCUGCCGAGGCCUCUUGGGCCACUCGGCCGCUGGGACGGACAUCCGAUGCAGUGAGAGGCAGUACGUGCACGAGGGCAGGUGCUGCAACCGCUGCGCCCCAGGAGAGAAGGUGACGGCUGCAUGCAGCGAGGCGUUGGAAUGGUCCACCUGUGCCCCCUGCGAGGUGGGGUCCUUCCAGGCCCACUGGACCAAGGAGAAUCACUGCAUGCCCCACAGAUACUGCGACCCCAAUGUUGGCCUGGUGGUAAAGACGCCGGGGAGUGAGAAACAGGAUGUCACAUGUGGCUGCCAGGUGGGCAUGCACUGCACCAGCGCCCAGUGCCAGACCUGCAAGCUGAACCCCCGCUGCAAGCCAGGCUUCGGGGUUGUGCCAAGAGCCCAGGAGGAUGCGCCCCCCACGUGCCAGCCCUGCCCGGACGGCAGCUUCUCCAAUGUCACCUCUGACAGCAAGCCAUGCCAGCCCUGGAGCAGAUGCGAGGAGCAGGGGCUGGUGAUGAAGGAGAAUGGGACCCGGAGCUCCGACGUGGUGUGUGAGCCACAACGCAGCAGCCCCAGCCACCCCUUGGUCUCGGUGCUGUUCUCUAUCCUGGCUGGCAUAGCCAUCUGCGCUCUGGGGCUCUUCUUGUGUUUGCAUUGCAGAGGUUUCCAGAGACCGCUGCAGAAGCAGGGACAUCCUCAAGUCCCCCUGGAUCAAGAGGGUGCCAUGCUGCUGAAUGUUGUGAAGACAGAGCCACGUCCAGAGCCAUCCGAGGAGGAUGAGAUGCCGAGCGAGCAGACCAUCCCCGUGCAGGAGACCAUGGUGGGCAGGCAGCCUGUAGCCCAGGAGGAUGGCAAGGAGAGCCACGUCUCUGAGCAGGAGAGGCCGUGAGGUGGCGUGGGGCACCCACACCAGGGCCCACUGCCCCGCACGGAUGGAAGCCAGGCCCAGCGCCCGCCGUGCCACCAGGCAGCCCAGGGCACGACUGGCUGCCCGGGGGCCAGGGCACAGCCUGCACCCGUCGCCUACGAGCACGAGAGGUGGUGGAUCCCACAUGGCCAAGGGUGACAUGGCACGGCUGCACGAGGCUGCAGGUCAAGGGUGCCCGCGGGCUGCUGUCGGUGCACGGACGGGGCAGAGAUGCCAGGGCCUGCGAGGACAGUGGGGGACUGAUUGCCCGCGGCAGGACCCCCCAAGGUGGAAGCAGGAAACGGAGGCAUUUUGGGACUCCAUGCUGAAUCUGCCCGUUGGGCAAUAAAGGUCUGGAGGCUGCGCCCACGGUGCCUCCUGGCGCA
Molecule: messenger RNA, 1505 nt
Organism: Alligator mississippiensis (American alligator)
Lineage: Eukaryota; Metazoa; Chordata; Crocodylia; Alligatoridae
Gene: CD40
Product: CD40 molecule
Exons: 9
Coding region: 196-1101 (301 amino acids)
Biological process (GO): response to type II interferon; B cell activation; immune response
Cellular component (GO): membrane; external side of plasma membrane; CD40 receptor complex
Molecular function (GO): antigen binding; protein binding; transmembrane signaling receptor activity
Source: RefSeq, a predicted model, not a curated record